This is a messenger RNA of Diachasma alloeum, 2057 nucleotides long. RefSeq lists its product as uncharacterized. Gene Ontology annotation, biological process: innate immune response; central nervous system formation; regulation of Toll signaling pathway. The transcript is spliced from 5 exons. Lineage: Eukaryota; Metazoa; Arthropoda; Insecta; Hymenoptera; Braconidae. Gene Ontology annotation, cellular component: extracellular region. Gene Ontology annotation, molecular function: growth factor activity; Toll binding. Bases 711 to 1412 code for a protein of 233 amino acids. The record is from RefSeq and is a predicted model, not a curated record.
AACGCCACUGUAACCGUUGUACGUGAUCUUACCUGCAUGUCAUAAUGUUUGAGAUAUAAAAUUCAUUCCCUGAAAAUAGUCAUCCCCCCGGAAUUUCCCUGGUGCUCAGCUUCCCCCAGAGUGAAGACAAAAUAUUUAAAAAAAUUGUUUCCAUAUUAAAAAAUUAAGUGCUGGUGAUCUUCAGGAUCUAUUGCGACAUGAGAAGAAUAAAAAAAAUGUGUUCGGCGAAGGUGAUGUUCACAAAUGUUCGCGGUGCUCUCGCGCGAGAAUAAACGAAUCGCGAAAAUUCGGGGCUUCGCGAAGUGAUGGGAUAAAGGGUGAGAAAAUUGAUGAACAGGGGAAGUAGAGUAGUUAUGGGAAAUUGUACAAACGACAAUUGUGAUAAUAUAGGUGUGGAGUGCUGCGUCACAUCGUGUGAAUGAUUUUUUAUGAUUCUUCGAGUGCUUCUGAAAUUCAUGGACAUUUCGCGGAGCCGUGGGGACGCAAAAGAAAGGAAACGCAACUUAACUGAUGAGUGGAAACAUGCCGUCAAGACCGAAAUACCGGAUUAGGGAACUGCACACAGGGCCAGGAGGCCCUGUGCCACUACUCAGGAAGAGGAAAACAGGAUUAAUUAAAAUAUAAAUAAAUCCCUCUGAGAUUUCCGAAGUGGCGCUGAUCCGGCCAGGUGAUUAGGAUCUACGGCCCUAUUGCUGGCCUGGCCAGCUACUAUGCAAAUUGCAGCUCUUCGUAUUGCUAUUGCGGUGGUUUGGUUGACCGCAUUUAUGUGGUUGCGGUUCACAGCUGCCAGUAAUAUUACUCUCUCAAUAGCAUCCAGAAGUAUUGAAGAGCAUUCAUUGAGGGACCAUAAUUUCCAUCGAAUUUCAGAAAAGCGCAGUCCAUCCUUCGGUUUGACAUACCGAGAGAUCCAGAGUGUAUUGCGGCGCGAGGGCGGCGAGGGCGGAAGUCCCGUGGAGUGUUGUCCCACGGUCGAAGAGAUGAUUGAACCCACGGGGGGAAGGAACCGCCAGGGCGCCGGAGUGGAGUUGUAUCGUCAUCUGGAGAUCGCCCAGAGAUUCCACGAGUACUCGUGCCGCCCCGACGUUCUCGACAAACCCUGCAGAUUUGUGGAUAAGAAGCUGAUGAAUCAGACGAGAUGUGUCCAAAAAUUCUCGUACUCUUACGCUAUCGUUGGGGACCCCUCGGAAUUGCAUCAGUGGAAAAUCGACAGACUAGAGCAUCCACAUCGUCACAAAGACCAUCACGUUCUCUUUCUCGGCUCGGGCUCCCCAUGGAGACUGGAUCACAUAAGAGUACGAAGUGGUUGCAGUUGCGAAGUCUUCCCCAAGCCGAAGAAAAAAAAGGCAACAGGAUUGAAGUCUAAAAAAGUAAAGAGUAAAAUAAGAAAACCACGGGAGGAAGAUUUCUCGUGAAGACUAGUUAGAUUUUUUUUUGAACAAUAAGAAAUGGGAUAAAUUGUUACCAAUGAAUAUACUAAUGAAUACUAUGAAAUGACAUUAGGAUAUCUAUAGUUGGAAAUUAUUCUAUUAUUUAUUUACCGACGACGAUGUAAUUUACGAUUUUUUUGUUCCACUCAACGAGUACUACAUGACACCGAAUGAACAGCUCUUCAUUCUGAUUCGAAAUGUGAAGAUGGAAAACAGUUAAGAUAAUUUUAAUACGAUACAGUGCGAUUAAUUCUCCGUGGCCAGUUUUUACUGUUAACGUUUGUAUAUGAAAUCCAUAUAUUCAUGUAUGUAAUUAGCAUUUUAGUUUCGAGAAUGUAGAUUCCAUGAGAAAUGAGCGCCGUGUUUUUACCCUGGGGGUUAGACGAAGUAAUCGUAGUUUCUAGAUUGAAAUUAUAAAAUUAGUCUGAAAUAAUAGAGAAAUUGAUAUUCAUUUGUCUUGCAGGACUGACUAAAUUGAGUACAAUAUUGUUUGCAGUGCUAUUACAAUAGCUAUAAAUACGAAAACUCAUUACAUUAUUUACACUAGUUGAAUAAUACACUUGUCCAUUACUCUAAUGUAAUUGAAAGUCAAUAUUUAUUUAUCAACUCGUUGAAAGUAUGUUCCCACGA